Messenger RNA from Bombyx mori (domestic silkworm), 3790 nucleotides. RefSeq lists its product as uncharacterized. Bases 206 to 1444 code for a protein of 412 amino acids. The record is from RefSeq and is a predicted model, not a curated record. Lineage: Eukaryota; Metazoa; Arthropoda; Insecta; Lepidoptera; Bombycidae. The transcript has 10 exons.
UGGAAAAAUAAAACUACUACUACCAUAAUUAUUCAAAACACUAAUUGACAUUUGACAACCUACUACUUUCUGUGUGGGUGUGUAGAAUUUGUGGUAAAAUAAAAGAAAGUUAAUUAUUAAAUAACCUCAUUAAAUAGUUUAAAACACUAAAGUAACCCUAACUCUAAUUAACUCUAUUAUUAAAGUAAAUCUAACCAAAAGAGUCAUGUCUGUUAUUGAGGUCAGACAUUUUCCACCGAAGUGGGAUUUAUCAAUGAUUGUCCGAAAAUUGGCUACUGUGAUAAGAGGAAACUUCUCGGCUUUGAACUUUGCCACUUCUAAGGAGGGCAGAGCAUGCUACUUAAAAUUGUCAGAAAUCCUCAAUCCUCAUACAGUAGUGAACAGACUGAACAGAGCUACAUUUGGAUGCUAUAGAAUUAAUGCACGCAUACCGGAGGUUGUGCCACAAUUAAAAGUAUCAAAGAAACCAAGAACUAUACCGCCAAAGUUGAAACAUAGACUUAACAUUCCAAUCGAAGGGAGUCCUAUAGAGGUUCUGGAAAAUACAAUAAAAGAAGUUAUAUCUGAAUAUAAUCACAAGUUUCCAGGAGCAUUUGUGAUGAAUAAGAAACUUGGAAAAAAGCUUAUACUGGGAAUGAGAAAGAUAAUUGCCCAACGCCUCGAACGUAUUAUGGAAUCGGACGAUGAGACACGGGGAAGCUGUUUCAAGUUGAGUCUCGCUUACCGCAAGAGGCACCCUCACUUUACAGACUUUGAGUUUAUCAAGAGCACUCUGCACAGCAUCCAAGAUGCUUCUGGUAUGCCCAGGGAUGAGAUCAACGAACUCGAAAUCAGUACCGUGACAAAAAAUACGAACGUUCCAGAAUUAUUACGUUGCAAGAAUAUAAAUGUAGUGGUACAUAAAUAUGGCGAACUAUUGAAAGCUAAGGUCGGGGAGCACUUGAACAAUCUGGACACUGUCGCCUUGGAGACGGACUCCGAAGAGGUUAAGUCCAGGAAGAGAGUGCGGAGGCAACUCAAGUCGAUGGCGCCUUGCAUCAACCUGAUCAUGAAAGAGAUCCUCGAGAAGAAAUUCUUGUCCGUCAGGAAUCAAUUAGUAAGAAUCAAGAUCUACGGCGAGCCGUUCCUGCCGUCGAAGGAGGAUCUGAUGCCGUUGACGCGGCGCCUGCAGGCCGUGCGCGUGCGGCGCUCCCGCGUGCUCUACAACCUGCUGCUGCUGAGUGUGCCGCGACAGCACGCCGCCGCCGCGCUCGCCGCCGACGGGACCGCCCUCAACGGCGCUAAACUGGUCGUGCGGCAAAUGGACACGAAUGAGAGGAAGAAACUGAAGAGGUACGGCAAGCUGCCGGAGGGCUGGACGCCGGGGUGCGACGACUCGGAGGACUCUGAGGAGGAGGACGACUCGGAGGGAUCCGAAGAGGACAUGGACUUGGACGAAGAGUGAACUUGGCUGGAGCAGGUCGACACGAGAGCUGCGCGCGGAGGUAAUGUCUUAUUAAACUAUUAGUACAUUUCUACAUACAUUUAGUAUUUACAAAUUCAGCACUAUAUGUUUUGUUUUGUCGUGCGCACAUAACUUAUGUUGCAAGCCAGAUUUUUUUUCUUUUUUCCACUUUGAGAAAUGAGAACCCUCUUGUCGUGGCCGCUGGAAACUACAUACCCGAUCCUGUAGACCGAAUGGUAAACAGUCGACGUCACCCAAAGCACGUCAUUACGGAUCCUCCUGAUCCAUUAACGGUGCUUUUAGGUACCACAAGCACCGGUCACCGUCCUCGUCGAACCCGUCGCUUGCGACGAAGGGCUCGACGAGCGAAUUAAUCCACAGACACAGCCCACUGAGUUUCUCGCCGGAUCUUCUCAGUGGGUCGCGUUUCCGAUCCGGUGGUAGAUUCUGCGAAGCACGGCUUUUGUUAGGGUUCGUGUUAGCAACGUCAUCAGGUUUGAGCCCCGUGGGCUUACCUACUAGUUAAGGUUCCGCUAAAAUAGCCUCCCAAGCUAUCAGCUUAGGUAGGAAGAAAAAAGCAACCUUGUUGGAAGUCGCAUUAGAAGUUUCACUUCAAUAAUCCAAGUUCAAUUGUUGUAUUGUUAAUUAUCGAGUGUUAAGUUUUAUCCAAUAAGAAUAAUUUAUCUAUCUAUCUAUAUAUGUAUAUAAAAAGGAAUUGCUUUAUAAUGUUAAUUGUUAGUCUCGCUAAAACUCGAGAACGGCUGGACCGAUUUGGCUAAUUUUGGUCUUGAAUUAUUUGUGGAAGUCCAGAGAAGGUUUAAAAGGUAUAUAAAUAUAAAAAUACUCUGAAUUAAAUAAAAAUAACAAUUUUGUUUUCCCUUUGAUUUGUCCCCCGUCGGACGGAUUCCUUUUGUUUGUUUUAAGUUUAUUUUAUAUAAAAGUUUAGGUCUUUUAUUUAUCGAUUGAGGUACUACAAAGUCUGGCGACACAGCUAUGUGAAAUAUUUUUUACAGCUAACUAAUCUGUCCGGAGUAAUGUUUGUAGUUGGUGGCCCGCGGUCAGCAGCGCGCCGAUGCCGGGAUUUGCUGCAGCGGAGUCUCGGGCCGGGAGUGGAAAUCCCCCAAAACUUUAAUGCUCAUGCAUUAUAACCAUAAAGGACAAUGCCCAUUUUCUAUGGGCGUUUGGGCCCCUAAAAAAAGUUGUCCUGUCAUGAUGGUUUUAACUUAAUUUGAUAGACAAAGAAAUAUCGUUUCAUAUUCAGAAAACGAUUUUUAUAUUCUCACCCAGGUUUAAGAGAAAUCUGUUUUUUUCUGCAGCUAAAAUUAAGUUGUUAAUUGUUUUCUUCGAAAUCAAUAAUCGCUCUCAUAAUUAUUUACAAUAUUAAAUAAGUUAAUUGUGGUUAAUGUUGCUAGAAAUAAGCCCUUACGUACAUUUUAUUAUUAUUAUAUCCUCAUAAUAAUAAUAAAAUGAAAUGAAAAUCCGGAAGCGGGCAACGAUAUUGUUGUUGUUGUUUUUAAAUUCACCAAUAAGCAGGCAAAGAGCGUAGCCUAUACAGCCUAGUCUGUCGAAGUUAUAUAUUUUUUAUGUCAAUAAAAAGCCGGUGUUAUCUCUUUUUAUUGCUUUUUGGGAGUUUUGACAUCAACUCGACGAAUACCACAUUGACUGAGCAUGAGCUUACGCAGACCUUUUAUACACAAUAUUACAAAUACAAAUAAUACAAAUUACACAAUAAAGUAUUAAAAAAACAUUAAAAUAAAAAUUCAAGUGACGCUUCACUCGGGUUGCUGCCAAAACUCUCUGAUCAUAUAUAAUAAGAAUAGAGUAAUGGUAGGCCAUUGAUAUUUUUACUAAUAAAUGGAAUCAUUAAUAUCUAAAAAUAUUAAAUAAUUCAUGGUUUUAAGUAAUAAUUAUUAUUACAAUAUAUAAAUAUUUAAUUGAACAAAAAUAAACUAAGAAGCCUGUGAAUUAUAAGCAUUAGCAAUUUUUUUUUUAUUUGUUGUUCAAGUCACAAACAACUCUUUCGUUUGACAGCAUAUAGGUUUGCUAUAAGGCUGUAUGACCCUUUGCCUAUUGGCGAAUUUAAAAACUAUGGCCUGGAUAGUUUUGGGAUGUUAUCAAUUAAGUAAUUUAUUUUUUUGGAAAACAAUGCCAGGUUGAAAGAAAUGUUGAUACAUAAACUAAACAACGUGAAAAAAUAAGGCAUAGUUUUUCAAGUACAAAUAGUUUUGACAUAAAGUUGGCCCACUUUUGGGCAUUGUCCUUUAGAAGCCAAUUUGAAUUUGUCUUUUAAUUAGUUUGUAAUACCUUAUUUAAAAGAUAAUAAAAGUAUGGGUAAUUCUGAAAGUC